Molecule: messenger RNA, 3305 nt
Organism: Pseudopodoces humilis (Tibetan ground-tit)
Lineage: Eukaryota; Metazoa; Chordata; Aves; Passeriformes; Paridae
Gene: CTDSPL2
Product: CTD small phosphatase like 2
Molecular function (GO): phosphatase activity
Source: RefSeq, a predicted model, not a curated record
GCGGCCCCGCGGCGCCGCUCCCCGGCCCCCGCUCCCUCAGCUUUCCAUGUGGUACCCAUGAAGAUGAGGCUGAGGACACGGAAAGCUUCCCAGCAGUCCAACCAGCUCCACACGCAGCGGGCGCUGCGGGCCAAGCGGAAACACUCGGAGGUGGAGGAGCCCUUACCUGGCGGCGGGGGAAAACCACCCAAAAAUGAGACAGGCCUCUUGUCCUCGAUCAAAAAGUUCAUUAAAGGAAGCACACCCAAGGAAGAAAGAGAAAAUCCCACCAAGAGGAGUCGGAUUGAGCGGGAUAUCGAUAACAACUUGAUCACCUCCACGCCCCAGACGGGAGAGAAGCCCAACAAACAGCUGUCGCGAGUGCGGCGGAAAAGUCAGAUGAACGGAGAAGCUGGAAGUUAUGAGAUGACGAACCAACACGUAAAGCAAAAUGGAAAAUUGGAAGAUAACCCUACCACAGGCAGCCCCCCACGAACAACGUUACUGGGAACCAUAUUUUCUCCUGUUUUCAAUUUUUUUUCACCAGCAAAUAAAAAUGGAACAUCGGGCUCCGACUCUCCGGGCCAGGCUGUGGAAGCUGAGGAGAUUGUGAAGCAGCUGGACAUGGAGCAGGUGGACGAGAUCACCACGAGCACGGCCACCUCCACCAACGGCGCCGCCUUCCCCGGGCAGGCCCUGCAGCUCCGGGCUGUCAACAACGGCCUGGGCGACACCGAGGAGCCGGGGGACCGCGACCUGCCCCCGCUCACGGCACCAGUAUCUCCAGACAGUGGCUACUCAUCAGCUCAUGCAGAAGCCACCUAUGAAGAGGACUGGGAAGUCUUUGAUCCAUACUAUUUCAUCAAACAUGUCCCCCCACUAACAGAAGAGCAGCUGAACAGGAAGCCAGCUCUCCCACUGAAAACCAGAAGCACACCAGAGUUCUCAUUAGUUCUAGACUUGGAUGAAACAUUAGUGCACUGUAGUCUAAAUGAAUUAGAAGAUGCUGCACUCACUUUUCCAGUUCUUUUUCAAGAUGUCAUUUACCAGGUGUAUGUGCGGCUAAGGCCGUUCUUCCGAGAGUUCCUGGAGCGGAUGUCUCAGAUUUAUGAGAUCAUUCUGUUCACUGCUUCUAAGAAGGUGUAUGCAGACAAGUUGUUGAACAUCCUGGACCCCAAGAAGCAGCUGGUCAGGCAUCGACUCUUCCGUGAGCACUGUGUGUGUGUACAAGGGAACUACAUCAAGGAUUUAAACAUCCUGGGCAGAGACCUCUCCAAAACCAUCAUCAUCGACAAUUCACCACAAGCCUUUGCUUACCAGCUUUCCAAUGGAAUUCCUAUAGAAAGCUGGUUCAUGGAUAAAAAUGAUAAUGAGCUCCUAAAGUUGAUUCCAUUUCUGGAGAAACUCGUAGAGCUGAACGAAGACGUCCGGCCUCACAUCAGAGACAGAUUUCGCUUGCAUGAUUUGCUACCCCCCGAUUAAAGCCUUUGCUCUCACUGCCGAGGGGAGGAAAUGCAGGACCCUGUUGGACUAAUACAAAACAUUGCCAUUACUGUUGAAAUUUUGCAUUUUUGUACCCCGUCUUGCUUUUCUUAUCUUUGGUGCCCAACAGUGAUCAAGGGUUACAGAAAGAGACUUUCUACACCUGAGGUUGCCGCCAUCAGUACAAUCCAGUACCCGCAGUAGGGAGGCUAGAACAGAAAAGUCUUUAGAACUAGUGCGACUCCAAGGAAAUUUUUUAUGUACAGGACAUCUGCAGUUUAUAAAGAAAAUUCUGUUUCUGCCACCAGCAGUCUGACCUGUAGAAACACAGGAUUUUAUGAUACAACAGAGAUUGAAAACGGACUCGGAUUUUCUCUCUGUUCGGUGCUCUAAGUGGGUUUGUAGCCACUUUUCUGUUACUUUUAAGAUUCUCAUUUCAACAGGAAUGGCCAGUAAAAGUUGUUUUAUUUUUCCUGUUAAGGUUUAUAACCUUUUUACAUUUUUGACCUGUAUUAGAUUAGAGUUUCAUUAUGCAUUCCUUUUAGUUGAGGCGCUUCAUAGUUUUUCUGGAAAUAGCCAAAUUUUAUUAGUUUUUUAUUAAACAGUUGGCUGGCCGUUUCCCUGCUUUGUCUGCCUGCAUCCUGUAUAUUUGUUUAAAAAUAUUCUCUAGUUUUAGCCCACGUAAGUUUCAUUUAGAAAGAAAAAAGAAAAAGAAAAAAAAAAAAAAAACCAACCCAACAAAACCCCCCCGCAUUUAUAUAUAUAUAUUUUUUUUUUCUGUAAUAUUCUACUGUAGUCGAAACCUUUUCAAAAAAUCAAGAGACUGGCUAGAUAAGACGAAGAUAAGAAUUACUAAUAUUGGGAAUAUCCCAACCCCUUGGGAUGGCACGUCCUCUGGACACAGCACGGCUGGCAGUGGCACCACAUGGACAAGGAAUACCUCAGCCUCUGCUGUGCCUGGGGCAGGACGAGCGUGCUCCUGGCCACGGGGCUCCUGUGACACUCCUGCUUGUGAGCAGCCUCUCCAGGCCGGGCUUCCCUCUGCCCACCCCCGUGCAGAGCCCGCAGCUGAUGCUCUCCCGGCCCUGGGGUGCCGCAGGCUUCUUGUGGAAGGCAGAAUUCGUACGAGUUAGGAAGCUUUGCCUCUCGACUGCAUCACCACGCCACAGGCUCGGACUGGUUUUGUGUAAAAGAUGUCACAGAACGGCACUUUUUCUAAAGAGAAGUUUGCUAUUUUGUAUGCUUGAUAAGAAAGUACAGUAUUGGAAAUUAAAGGUGGACAGCUGAUAAUUGAGAAGUAUGUCAAUUAAUUUUUUAUGUAUAUUACCUGUUUACUUGUACAAUUUUAUUGUACAAAUUACAUGCAGCUUCAUUUUCAAAUGAGUCCUUAAAAUAAGGAAAAUCUUUUUAGCAAAACAUUUAAUUUUUGUAUUUUUGAUUUUAAAAGGCAUGAGUUAUGUCAACUUUUUCCAGUGUAUUAAUGAAGAUUUUAACUUUUCAUCAGGUUGAGUGUUUUCUUACUAUAUUAUCUGUUGUGUAUGUAGCUAGCACAUGGUGUCACUGAACUGUUAAAACUUAGCAUGUAGAGCAAGCCUGUUUUGUGGAAAAUCCUUAUUCAUUAAAAACAAAAUCAUCAUGGCAGAUUUUCUGCAAAAAAAGUGAAAACAUUUGCAAUUCAGAAUACUGAUUUUUUUUGUAUUUAAAGAAAGGUAUUUUGCUUGCAGGAAAGAAAUACUACAGAUUCAUUUUAAUGAGAAUCUUUUAAAUGUAUUUAUCUUUAGGGCAUCCGGGCAUCUUUACGCUGUUUGUCUUAUGUCUUUAUUGAAAUAAAAUGUACAGAACAU